CAAUAGUGUUACGAAUUAUUAACUUGAUUUGUUACAAUCAAUAAAUUAUUAAAACAAUUUCAAUCAUUAGUUUAUAGUUAUGUCAUUCCGUUUGGGUCGUAAAUCAAAAUCAUCUGCUGCUUCUCAAAAACAACUCCAAUCAUCUGCUGCUCCUCAAAAACAACUCCAAUCAUCUGCUGCUCCUCAAAAACAACUCCAAUCUUCUGCUGCUCCUCAAACACAAGUCCAAUCAUAUGUUGUUCCUCAAACACAAGUCCAAACUUUACUUGGUGAUGGAAUGCUUGCUGAUAUCUUGCUAUGGAGAGACGUGAAAUUAUCUGCAGCAACAGUUGUUGGACUUUCAACGGUUUGGUUUUUGUUUGAAGUGGUUGGAUAUAAUAUUGUUAAUCUACUAUGUCACGUCCUCAUAGCACUUAUGCUCAUUCUCUUUAUUUGGAAAUAUUUAGCUAAAUUUUUCCCGGGGAAAGUUCCUGCCAUAUACUAUAUUGGAAUCACAGACUCCAUCUUUAGAUUCUUUCAUAAACAAAUCAAUUUGUUGAUAAAGAGAUGUUAUGUCAUUUCAAUUGGCAACAACCUCAAGCUCUUCUUCAUGACUAUAGUUGCUCUAUGGUUGGGGUCUAUUAUUGCAAAAUUCUGCAGCACGGUCAAUCUACUAUAUACCGCAUUUCUGUGUCUGGUGACACUUCCAAUUAUCUAUGAGAAGUAUGGGAAGCAUUUAAACUUGAAUAAAUUCUUCAAAUCCUGAAGUUCUCCCUAAAAUUCAAAGGAAUUUGCGAAACAUAGAUGAUUUUUAGAUAUUCUUUGUCACACAUGAAAUAAAAUAUGUACUACUCUCUUUAAUUUGAUCUGUUUUUGUCAUAAAUUGACUACAAGCAUAUUUGUUUCUUGAAUUAAGUAUUUAAAUAAAUAAUAAUGCUUGUAAAAUCUAUAUUUAGUAUGGACGAGUUUGUACUUUGGAGCAUAUACAUAA
Messenger RNA from Cicer arietinum (chickpea), 970 nucleotides. The record is from RefSeq and is a predicted model, not a curated record. NCBI's taxonomy places the organism in Eukaryota, Viridiplantae, Streptophyta, Magnoliopsida, Fabales, Fabaceae.